Messenger RNA from Aphanomyces astaci, 621 nucleotides. RefSeq lists its product as hypothetical. The record is from RefSeq and is a predicted model, not a curated record. Gene Ontology annotation, molecular function: metalloendopeptidase activity. Gene Ontology annotation, biological process: mitochondrial protein processing; protein quality control for misfolded or incompletely synthesized proteins. NCBI's taxonomy places the organism in Eukaryota, Oomycota, Saprolegniomycetes, Saprolegniales, Verrucalvaceae. The transcript has a single exon. Bases 1 to 621 code for a protein of 206 amino acids. Gene Ontology annotation, cellular component: mitochondrial inner membrane.
AUGCAUUCGUCGUGCCCAAUGGAGGCGACCUUCGUCUACAGGGGCAUCUUACCCAUCGCCAAAACGUACGGCGGUCUCGCAUGCGUCUUAGGCCACGAAAUGGCGCGCGCGAUGGCCCUCCACAGCGCCGAAAAAUUUGGGUUCUUUGACUUGGUCCUGGUCUUGCAUGACUUUCUACGGGGGGUUUCGGGCGGCACCAGCGACGUGGGGGGACGUGGUUGGAAGGCUGCGUUGAUGGAGUUCCUGCUGGUCACAGUGUUCCAGGUGGUCGUGCCACUGGCAUUUUCCCGACGGAUGGAGGGGAAAGCCGAUUACAUGGGCAUGGUGUUGGCGGUGCGGACUGGGUACGACCCCCGCGAAGCGUCGCCGCUGUGGAAGCGGAUGAUGGACGCGACGAUGGAGACGCCACCGAGUCGAGAGAGUGAUCUCCACGUGGCAGCCCCUGAGGCGUUCUUGGGCGAUUUACUGUCAACCCACCCGAGCAGUCAAAGUCGCAUUCACGACCUGUACGAGUAUGCAACGACGAUCCUAUGGGAGUUUCAACUCGCGACGGACAAGUUGGCGUUCGCUCAAGUGAUGCGGGAUUCGACCGCGCUGUUACCGUUGAUAUCGACCGCCUAG